UCACUGUCUAUAAAUUCACGCCCUGUUCGUGUUAUCUCCAAAAUUUGUACUACUCCAUAUCUCAAUUUCUCACGCACUCUCUCCCUCCUUUCAUGGAUUCUCAAUCUCCUUCAGUUGAAAGCUUAGCUCAGAACUCAUCACAAAACUUAGCUUCCUACGAUCAAUAUCCUCCGCAAAAUCACAACAACAAUUACUCCGAUCCAUAUUCUCAAAACCCUUCAGAAACCCUAGCUUCUUCCUAUCCGCAGGAUUCGAGCAAUCAAAACUCUCAGGAAAACCCUAAUCACGAGACUCAGGUUCAGACGCCUGACAAUUCCGGUUCAAAUCAAGCAUCAGAGGAGCAAAAACUCCGCGAUUCGAUUCAGAAGCGCGAGCUGCAGAGGCCGUUGCUGUCGGAAAAUGGAUUGACGAACACUCACAGCGGCACCGACAGGGACCAAUCAGGCGGUGAGGAAGAAACCAGCAGCAGAAGGAGACGUAGGAGCCGCUGGGACCCACCUCCGACUGAAGAUGGGACCAGCGGUGGUGAUGGAGGAAGUGGGACUGGUGGAAGGAAGAGGAAGUCGAGGUGGGCAGACGAUGAGCCCAAGCCUGUGAUUCAAUUGCCCGAUUUCAUGAAAGAUUUCACUGGAGGUAUUGAGUUUGAUCCUGAAAUCCAAGCUCUUAACAGUAGGUUACUUGAAAUUAGUAGGAAAUUGCAAUCUGGUUUGCCCUUAGAUGAUAGGCCUGAAGGUGCUCGGUCGCCUUCCCCUGAACCUAUAUAUGAUAACAUGGGAAUUCGUAUAAACACUAGGGAGUACCGUGCCCGAGAAAAAUUGAAUAGGGAGAGACAAGAGAUUAUAUCGCAAAUCUUAAAAAAGAACCCGGCUUUUAAGCCACCAGCUGAUUAUAGGCCUCCGAAGCUUCAGAAAAAGCUCUACAUUCCCAUGAAGGAGUACCCUGGUUAUAAUUUUAUUGGGCUGAUUAUUGGUCCAAGAGGGAAUACUCAGAAGAGGAUGGAAAAGGAGACAGGAGCUAAGAUUGUAAUUCGAGGCAAAGGGUCUAUCAAGGAGGGUAGGUUGCAGCAAAAGGGAAAUUUAAAGCCUGACCCUUCUGAGAACGAGGACUUACAUGUGUUAGUGGAAGCUGAGAACCAGGACUCACUUGAGGCUGCUGCUGCUAUGGUGGAGAAGCUCUUGCAGCCUGUUGAUGAAGUGCUUAAUGAACAUAAGAGGCAGCAGCUUAGAGAACUUGCUGCUUUGAAUGGAACAAUUAGAGAUGAGGAGUUUUGUAGACUAUGUGGCGAACCAGGGCAUAGGCAGUAUGCAUGUCCUUCUCGCACCACAACCUUUAAGAGUGAUGUUCUGUGUAAAAUUUGUGGUGACGGGGGGCAUCCCACUAUCGAUUGUCCAGUAAAAAAUACUACUGGCAAGAAAAUGGAUGAUGAAUAUCAGAAUUUUCUGGCAGAGUUGGGAGGUACAGUUCCCGAAUCAUCUACGAAGCAAAGCUCAGCCACGCUAGCUCUUGGACCGGGAAACUCAGCAGGCAAUCCUCCUUGGGCUAGCAAUAAUAAUGCUGGUGGUGUUGGUGCCUCUUCACAUCCUGGCUUAGGGUCAAGUGUGAUCAAGCCAAAGGAGUUUGACGAGACAAACUUGUACAUCGGUUACUUGCCACCUACUCUUGAUGAUGAUGGUUUGAUCAAUUUGUUCUCUCCCUUUGGUACCAUUGUUAUGGCUAAAGUUAUAAAGGAUCGCCUAAGUGGUCUGAGUAAAGGUUAUGGAUUUGUUAAGUAUGCAGAUGUUCAACAAGCUAAUAGUGCUAUAGCUAGCAUGAAUGGCCAUCGUCUUGAUGGGAGAACCAUUGCUGUGAGAGUUGCAGGUAAACCGCCUCAGCCUACCGUGCCUCCGGGCCCUCCUGCUCCGGCAAUGCCUUUAUAUCCGGCUCCUAAUCAGGGCAUGGGUGCAUACCCAUCCCAGCAGUAUGCAGCGGGUGGUCCCAUUGGCAAUACCCCCGCUGGUGGCUAUCCUCCACUUGGGGCUCCAGUUCCAUGGGGACCACCUAUGCCUCCACCAUAUGCCCAGUACCCACCUCCCCCUCCUGGCUCAGCCAUGUAUCCUCCUGUCCCAGGUCAACCCAUCCCUCCAUAUGGAAUGCAGUAUCCUCCUCCAAUUCCACCAGCAUCUUCUGGUGCUGGUCCUCCUGCUCAGACUGUUUCUUCAGGUGAAAACCAACAAACCUACACAUCAUCUGGUGAGACACAGCAAAGUUAUCCUCCUGGAGUGCAAUCUCAGAGUAGUGCACCCCUUCAAUCAGUUCCAACUUAUGUGUACGGCAAUUCUGCCACUUCAAUGCCACCUAAUGCUCAACCUGCAUAUCCAACAUCUUCAUACAGCUAUCCAUCUUAUUAUGGUGUCGCACCACCAGCUCCUCCUCCAUCUGCAUCCCAUUCCAAUGGGGACCAUUCACAGGGUAUGGGCAAUGUUCCUUGGGCUCCAAAUCCACCAGCACCCUCACCUCCAUCAUCUUCAGAGAAGCCUGCCUAUGGUGCGGAUGCAGAAUAUGAGAAGUUCAUGUCAGAGAUGAAGUGAUGACAGGAUUGCUGUAUCGCCCUGCAAUAUUAGGCUGAUGUGUUGGAGCACUUCACCUGAUUUCUUUCCUCUUGCCGUGACUUAUUUGUUGGAAGUUUCAGACUCACAUCUUUAACCUUGUUGUACUGUUAUGCAGAGAGAUGAGACCUUCAGUUCAUUCAGCUUGUGUUGGAGCAUUUAAUCAGUGGAUUAUGGAAUAUUAAUUAUGCUUUUUGUAGGACUCGUUUUGGGGGUUGCUCCAGCAUAUGUUUCUCAAAUUUUGUUUUAAUGAUUUGUUUGAAUCUCUUGUUUACUAAUCACUGACAGUUUGUCUGUUUUGUGUGUUUC
This is a messenger RNA of Nicotiana tabacum (common tobacco), 2894 nucleotides long. Its product is annotated as splicing factor-like protein 1. Gene Ontology annotation, cellular component: nucleus. The record is from RefSeq and is a predicted model, not a curated record. Gene Ontology annotation, biological process: regulation of mRNA splicing, via spliceosome. Lineage: Eukaryota; Viridiplantae; Streptophyta; Magnoliopsida; Solanales; Solanaceae. Gene Ontology annotation, molecular function: mRNA binding; zinc ion binding.